AUGGGUGACCUCAGUAUUUUAAUUCUUGACAAAAUGUGUGUGAGAUAUCUUGGAUUUGUUCUUUUGGUUUGGUUCCCAGGAGGACUGCAUUCACAAAGUGCAGGUCAGUCGUGUCGUCCGACUCAUGAUGGUGGUUAUUUGGUCCCGAAACAAGACUUUUAUUCUCACGAAGCCAACCUCACAUAUGGCUGUGAUAGCGGACUUAAACCAGCAGUGGAGGGUUGGUGGGCCACAAUCACAUGUCAAAAUGGUGAAUGGUCGCCUCAACCACAGUGUAUAGAUGAAAAAGCCUGCAUUCCACCAGAUAUACCCAAUGCACAAUACAAAAAAAACCUCAGAGGUUGGUACGAGAAAUGUGACAAAGGAUAUGAACACAAAGGCCGGGAUGCUACAGCCAUAUGUACAAAUGGAACAUGGUCCUCUGUGCUGGUCUGUGAGAAAAGUAUCGAGGCAUGUGGUGAGCCCCCUAAAAUCCCCCAUGCAGUCAUCAUCCAUCAGAAAUACCAGGAGUUGUUUGCUGCAGAUUCAGAAGUGCAGUAUGAAUGUGAAGAUGGAUAUACUGUAGAGGGAGGAGGAACCAAGGAAUACAUCACUUGCAUGUCUGGAAGCUGGACUGAAGGCCCAACGUGCAACAGAGGAACCAGUUUAGGUACUGGAGAUGAUGGAGGUACAUCUGGCAGCAGGACACCACCUGCAGAUGGAGGAUGGUCUGCCACCUCUGGCUCGAAUGAGAGAGACAGGAGACCUCCAUUCACAGAAGUCGUCCACUGUGGAGCAUACCCAAUCGUACCAAACGGUGAUGUUGUGAAAGAAGAUCCAAUGUUUUUGAAAUACCAAUGCAAUGUCUUUUAUAAACAAGUGGGUUCAGACACCGUGAGGUGUCACAGUGAAGGCAACUGGUCACAACUACCCAUCUGCCAAGAGGCAUUCUGUGUCAUAGAUCCUGCUCAAUAUCCUGUGCGCAAUGUUAAAUUAUCUGGACGUGAAUAUCUAAAUGAAGGAAAAACAAAGGUGUUUGCUCAUAAAGCACAGCCGACGAUUCGCUGCUCGACUGACAACUAA
Molecule: messenger RNA, 1062 nt
Organism: Perca flavescens (yellow perch)
Lineage: Eukaryota; Metazoa; Chordata; Actinopteri; Perciformes; Percidae
Product: complement factor H
Exons: 10
Coding region: 1-1062 (353 amino acids)
Source: RefSeq, a predicted model, not a curated record